Messenger RNA from Rana temporaria (common frog), 922 nucleotides. RefSeq names its product SLC35A4 upstream open reading frame protein-like. Bases 4 to 402 code for a protein of 132 amino acids. Lineage: Eukaryota; Metazoa; Chordata; Amphibia; Anura; Ranidae. The record is from RefSeq and is a predicted model, not a curated record. The transcript is spliced from 3 exons.
CGAAUGAUCGGUCUGAGUACAUGGGGUAGAUCCCAGAGCGUAUGGAUCACCGGCAGUGUGUGGCUUUCAGUGCGCCUGCCCUGGCUGGACAACAUGGCGGAUGACAAGGGCACCCCAAAGUUAAAGGACCUUGUCUUUCUUAAAGAUCAGUUAGAAGGCCUGCAACGUAAACUGGAAAAUGAGGUGCAAGCUGGGGUAUCUCAGGAAGGCUCUUUCCUCAGCUCUCCAUUCCUAAAGGGGUUCCUGGCUGGCUAUAUCGUUUCCAAACUCAGAGCUUCUGCUGUGCUGGGCGUUGCAGUGGGAGCCUUCACAGGAAUUUAUGCUGCUCAGGCCUAUGCAGUACCAAACGUUGAGAAGACCAUCAAAGACUACCUUGGCUCUUUAAGAAAAGGGCCUGAUUAAGCCAGGAGGAAUAUGCUGACACUCCAUUAACUGCUCCUUCCAUGCUUUAAGUGCUUUCUUGGAACUAUAUUCCAUAUUGGGUACCUCCUAAUUGCAUACUGUGUCACUACGUGUGCAGUUGUUUAAACUGGAUCUGUAGUAGUAAUUGGCACAGCACAUCUGAUGGCACACCGUUAAGUUCUUUCUCUAAUUUUACUUUUCUAGAUUCAAUGCAAAUUGUAUUUUGGAUGAAACGUUACAGAGCAGUGCUGAAAAAGUGAUGAGAACAUUGCUAUUGGCACAUUUUGCACUCACUGGGGACAAUCAGCAAAUUGACUUAAACUGUUCAUGAGUUUUAAAUAACACAUCUAAAUCUCCGUAGUGUCAUCUCUAACUUUGUGGACAAAUAUUACAUAUAAACCUUUUUAGCACAUUACAUAUUAACCCCACACAGUACAGUCUGUAGCUUCCAGCGUAUAUAGCUUUUUUUUCCCUAACUUCAGUUGUGCAAAUAUACAUGAAUAAAUUAGAUUUGAUUCCA